CUUUCUUUGAGCCACGCCCACUCCUUCUCUCCAUGCCACAACUCCGAAGCAGCUUUCUAUAAUUCUGAAUUCCGCGCCGCACCUCUGACUGCGGUUUCCUCUUCGGUCCCUCCCUAUAUUCCCUGUUUUCGAAGUAUUCUGUCCAGCAGUCCCGCAGUCGAUCUAACCAAAAUGUCCGGGACGGACUACACCUAUGAUGAGCAGGGACAAUUCUUCCCGUACUUCAUUGUCACAAUUACCAGUCUCGUUACGAUUCCAGUCACAUAUUCGCUCUUGAAGCCGAGCAAAGAACUUGAGAACACCGCGACCCGGAUACCGUCGGACUUUACACCAGAACAUGCUGGUCUUAUCGAGAGGCAGCGGAAAAAGCAGAAGCGGCGAGAGCGGAGGAUAAAGCGGGCGAUUGUUAGCCUUGGAGGAUGGAUGGUAAUUGCGGGAAUGAUAUAUCUCAUCAUCGUCACUGCGCGCACAGUACCGAAGAUUUGGGAUCCAUACGAGGUGCUGGGUGUUUCUAGGUCGUACAGCGAACAGCAGAUCAAAAAACACUACCGAAAGCUCUCCCUUACCCUGCACCCCGAUAAGGCCCGCGAAGACCCUGCGAAGAAUAUCACAAAGGAGUCUAUCAACGAUCACUGGGUGGAGGUCACCAAGGCAUUCAAGGCGCUCACCGAUGAGGAGAUCCGGAACAAUUAUAUUCAAUACGGUCACCCGGACGGGAAGCAGAGCUUUAGCAUUGGCAUAGCGCUUCCGAAGUGGAUCGUCACGGAGGGUCAUGGCAAAUACGUCCUGCUCAUGUACGCUCUCGCGCUUGGUGUCAUCCUACCCUAUACCGUCGGCAAAUGGUGGUACGGAACGCAAAAGGUGACGAAGGAAAAGAUCUUGGUUGCGAGUGCUGGAAAGCUGUUCCGCGAGUACGACAACGACCAGGGCCAGAGCGGCGUGAUUGGAGCUCUGAGCACCGGCGAAGAGUUCAAUGAAGUUCUCGACGGACACAAGGCGGACAGCGGUCUUUCAAAGCUUGAGCAGAAGGUCCUCGCGGACGGUGCAGAGUCACCGGUGUCAACGACGCUUACGAAGAAGGAACGCCAGAAAAUUGAAGACCUAGAGGACAGUCGACGCAGAAAGGUUCUGACGCUAUUGUGGGCAUAUCUCGGUCGCAUCGAGCUGGACGACGAGACACUCAAUGAGGAGAAAUAUGAGGUUGCCCCAAUUGCGCUCAAGCUCAAUGAAGCCUAUGCUUCGAUCGCCCUGGCAUACGGUAACACCAAGGCAGUCCUGUCUGCCUAUCACACAUCGCAGAACCUCAUCCAAGCUUUGCGACCGAACGCCUCGCCUUUGGAACAGCUCCCUUACUUCACCCCUGCCGUUGCCGAAGCCGCUGAAGCGGAACGCUCAAGGACCCACCUUUCGAUCCAAGAGUUCAUGCGCAUCCCCGCUGAUCAACGAAAGGCACGUGUAGUAGCGUCUGGUCGUCUCUCCGAGGCGCAGUUCAGCAAAGCCAUGUCUGUGGCUUCGAAGCUGCCUGUUCUGCACGUCGAGAAGGCGUUCUUCAAGGUCGUGGGAGAGCGCUACGUUACCCCCAGCAGUCUAGUCCAGUUUGUGCUCAAGGCCCGAUUUAUUUCCCCUGGAGCGACGAACAUCCCUGAUGUCAACCCCAAGGACCUGCUCGACAUUGAUCCCGAAGAGGGUGACGUAGCUGCCAUCACCGGGCGCAAAGAUGAUCGUUCCGACGAGAAGCCCAUCCAGCCACCUCUUGCUCAUGCACCGUACUACGCUCGCGAUCACGCUCCUAGGUGGCAUGUGUUCCUAGCAGACAGCAAGCAAGGUCGAAUUGCGGUACCGCCCUUCACAUUCUCCACCUUUGAUAAGCCAAUCUUGAACGACGACGGCAAGCCAACCUACAACGUGCAAACAUUGAAGAUGCAGUUCGGCGCCCCACCUCAGCCGGGCAGCUACACGUUUGUCAUGUACAUGAUCUGCGACAGCUACAUUGGCAUGGACACCAAGAUGGAGGUAACGCUUGUGGUGGAGGAUGCGAGUAAAGCCGAGGAGGUCGAAGAGGAGGACGAGAUCAGUGAACCGGACGAGGACACCAUUGCCGGCCAAAUGCGCUCGCUCAAGUCCGGUGAUGCGCCGGGCGCGACGAAGAAACGCAGGGCUCGGGACGACGACUCAAGCGAUGGAAGCGACACCGAAGGAGACGUCGACUCCGACAGCGAGACGGAUACGGAUACUGACACGGACGAGGAGUAGAAUCGCUUCGAGCGGAUCACGAGUGGCUGACCUGGCCACAUGCUAUAAGUCACAGCUUUUAAGGUUGGCGUGGCGGAGAUUCCUGGAGUUGACAGUUUUCUAAUUGACAGGACAGACAGUGGACCAAAGCGGGUCUCGUCUGUCUGAUCACGGCAUUUGUAGGCGUUUCGAGCACACUUCUUCUUUUUCUUCCGGAUUGGCAUAGCUGCUAGGUAGAAGCAGUAGGGCGUACGUGUACAUGAGUCGAAAUCGUCACUACUUUUAGCAACAUCAUCACAUCAACCGGCCCGUUUUGAAGCCCAAGGCUCUUGUCGGUUGCAGAUGAAUGACAAUUUGAAUGGGAGGAGCCCAGUGCAAAACAGC
Molecule: messenger RNA, 2616 nt
Organism: Trematosphaeria pertusa
Lineage: Eukaryota; Fungi; Ascomycota; Dothideomycetes; Pleosporales; Trematosphaeriaceae
Product: DnaJ-domain-containing protein
Exons: 6
Coding region: 172-2253 (693 amino acids)
Biological process (GO): SRP-dependent cotranslational protein targeting to membrane; post-translational protein targeting to endoplasmic reticulum membrane
Cellular component (GO): Sec62/Sec63 complex
Molecular function (GO): RNA binding; transmembrane protein transporter activity
Source: RefSeq, a predicted model, not a curated record